AUGGGUCACAAGAAGGCUGUCGUUGAAAAUCUUUUGGCCGACAUCCCUGACUCAGUUGACGCUCAACCAGCACAAACCCAGCCUCAACCAAAGUCAAAGCCAAAACGUCUGAAGAAGGCUCAGCCCAAGGCAACGGUGACUCAAAUUGACACUGAGGGCACCUUUCCAAUUUCUAAAUUGGCCGAGAGCGAGAAGACCCCUUCUGCUGCCGAGAAGAGGCCCGCCGAGGCCCAACCAUCCGAAUCUACUAAAUCAAAAAGGUUGAGGUCAUCCUCUGCGACCACCUCGAGGCCAUUAAAACAUGAUUCCCCCUGGGCCCCUCCAAUCACAAUCGACGACAAGCCAGUUAAGGCUAGUGAUAACGCUAAUGACAUUGAGCAUUCUGUUCAAGCGAUCCAGCACACCCACUCAUUCUCAAUGCAAUCUUUUGAGACAAGGAAAGAGUUGGCCGACAAGACUAGGGAGGCUGCUAGUCUACAAAGGGCAGCUAAGAAGACUGAGGCCAAGAUGAAGACUUUAUCAGACCAGGCCGAGGAAGCCAUUAAGGCUGAAGAUGAGGCCGAGGAAAAAGCGGAUGCUGCAGAGGCCAUCGCCAUAGUCCUCACGGCCAAAAAGAAAGAGGCCGAGGCCAAGAUGGCUGAGGCCCAAAAGGAACUUCAACAUGCCCUGGCCACAAAAGAGGCCGAGAUCAAGGCUGCUGAUGAGAGGGCGUAUGCUGAGGGGGCGGCCGACGUCAAGGAGGACUACAAAAAGCAAGUGAAGCAGCUUGAUGCCCUCGAGGACUCCCCCCUCAAGAAUGUCGACGUCCUCUCCCUUCCAUUCCCCCCAACUCCAAGCCAAUCUAAAGACAAUUCUAAGUCUGAGGAGGAAGCUUUGGUGAGGAAACCGAAAGAAGCUGUUGCGGCCAAGUCCCCUACUCCAAAUAAACAAGUCCUAGACUUGACUCAUGACGAGGACGGUGAGGUCUCCAAAGACACUAUUCCUGAUAAGGCAACAUCAGACGUGCCUAUUGCCGACAAGAGCCUCGACCAAACUCUUCAAGAAAUCGAUGUCGAGCUCGCGACUGAGAGGGCCGCCGAGAUGUCUUCUCAGCAAUCUUCCGAACUCCAGACCCAACCGCCUAAAGACGCCGAAGAGUCUUAG
This is a messenger RNA of Camellia sinensis, 1143 nucleotides long. The record is from RefSeq and is a predicted model, not a curated record. Lineage: Eukaryota; Viridiplantae; Streptophyta; Magnoliopsida; Ericales; Theaceae.